AUGGAGGCCGGUACUGGAAAUGCAUCUUUAACACUUCAUCUAGCUCGAUAUUUAUAUCCAACUGGUCAGCUGCAUUCAAUCGACGUGGACCCCAUAGCCAGUGCUAAGGCUAAAGAAACUGUUGCAAAUUUUUCUCGUGGCAUUUAUUCCGACGUCGUAAAAUUUAGUGCGGGAAUGUGUUCAAAAGUAUUAAAGGACGAUCCUCAUUUGUACGACGGUAUAGUAUUAGAUAUUCCUGAACCAUCGAGCGAACUAUCUGCAGCCAUAUCGAAAUUGAGAAUAGACAGAUUUAUUAUUUGUUAUUUGCCGAAUAUGAACCAAGUGUUGUCGCUGUUUCAGUUCAUCAGAGCUCAAAAAUUGCCACUGGAAUUAAGUAAAGUUUUGGAGGUACAGUGGAGACCUUGGGAUGUUAAAGCAACAGUUAUAAGAAGUAAAAUGGGUUCUGAACCUUUCUCAGUAAAACAACUAGUAAAUAAGGACGAGAUACCAGAUGAAGCUAUAGGUUAUAUUUGUCGACCUUCACAUGAACCUACAGCGCAUACUGCUUUUUUGAUGUGUUUAGAAAAAACUGAUCGAAAUUUCCAUGUGGAUAUACAAGACACUUCACAAUAG
This is a messenger RNA of Acaulospora colombiana, 612 nucleotides long. NCBI's taxonomy places the organism in Eukaryota, Fungi, Glomeromycota, Glomeromycetes, Diversisporales, Acaulosporaceae. The record is from the annotation of a GenBank genome assembly.